Messenger RNA from Aspergillus ibericus CBS 121593, 1282 nucleotides. RefSeq names its product putative haloacid dehalogenase-like hydrolase. Lineage: Eukaryota; Fungi; Ascomycota; Eurotiomycetes; Eurotiales; Aspergillaceae. Bases 10 to 798 code for a protein of 262 amino acids. The record is from RefSeq and is a predicted model, not a curated record. The transcript has 5 exons.
CCACUCUCCAUGUCCACCGCUCAAUCCAUCCGGCGUUUUCCUCGUCGUCUCAUGGCUUCCCUCAGCGAUUACUCCCUCCGCCAACGGCGGUUCGCCCCCAUCCACCCCUACAAGCAGUCCUCCGCACCCCCGCUUCAGGGCAUCGUCUUUGACGUAGACGGCACCUUAUGUCUCCCCCAAAACCACAUGUUCACUGAAAUGCGAGAAGCCCUCAACAUCGACAAAAAAGUCGACAUCCUCCACCAUAUCAGCCGUCUCCCCACCCCAGAAGCUCGUCUCGAAGCCGCCAACAAAAUCAAAGCCAUCGAGCGCACCGCCAUGACCACCCAAGAACCCCAGCCGGGGCUAGUCGAGUUAAUGGAUUUUCUUGAAGAGCGGGGGGUGAAGCGUGCUUUGUGUACGAGGAAUUUUGAAGCCCCCGUCCUCCACCUCCUUAAUAACCAUCUCCCCGCCCACGUCUUCCUCCCCAUCAUCACCCGCGAAACACCAGGGUUAAUGCCCAAGCCCGAUCCUGCGGGGAUCUUGUUCAUUGCGAAUGAGUGGGGAUUGGAUGGUGGGGCCGGCGGGUUGAUUAUGGUUGGCGAUAGUCUCGAUGACAUGACAGCCGGACAUACCGCCGGCGCAGCGACAGUACUGCUCCUGAACGACCAUAACGGGCAUUUAAAAGACCAUGCCCAUACGGAUCUGUGCAUCGAGAGACUAGACGAGUUGAUUGACAUUUUGGAUUCCGGAUUCGUAGGACAUCGUGGUGGGGGAAAGGUACCCACGGGUACGGAUCAGGGGAUACAGUACAUAUAGAGUCUCUUGUACAUUGAACACAUGGAACAUAGUUCGGGGCUGUACAUACGGGCGGACUCUUGGAUUACAGACGCAGAUGCAGGUGCAGACGAGCUUUUGAUAUACACAUCUAUCAAUCAAUCAAACCCCGGGGUAUAGCUGUACACACAGGAAACGCCAACCGAAGAGUCAACGACCUGUCUUCAUCAUUAUUCAUCAUACCAAUUUCAUCACAGUCGGUACUUGUCCCAUGCCUUUUUGGCUGCGCUAGGAAGCGGACGAUAGGCAUCACCGCCGCCGCCACCGCCGCCUCGCUUGCCGCCACGGCCUCCUCCGCGGCCCCCUCCGCGUCCGGGAUUGCCGUUGCCUCUGGUCGAAGGACGGCUCGGGAGUGAACCCCGUCCGCUAUUCGGUUGCCAGCUAUCUCUGCCGCGUCCGCGCGAGGGACGGGGAUUAGGAGAUAAUGACCGCUGGCGGGAGUUGUUGCCAGAUGAGUAGUUGUUAU